Sceloporus undulatus (fence lizard) is the source of this 988-nucleotide messenger RNA. It is a transcript of the gene TMEM60, whose product is annotated as transmembrane protein 60. The record is from RefSeq and is a predicted model, not a curated record. The transcript is spliced from 2 exons. NCBI's taxonomy places the organism in Eukaryota, Metazoa, Chordata, Lepidosauria, Squamata, Phrynosomatidae. The coding region runs from base 372 to 776 and encodes 134 amino acids.
CGCAGUCUGAGUGACGAAAACCAGGCUCUCUGAUUGGGCAGGGCUCGGAAAGGAAGCGGAGAUUGCGCCCAAUGGGGCGCUCGCGGAGGCGUGUCCCUACCUCGAGGGCCCAAUGAGCGUGGAGCACGGCUGUGACGGACAACCACCGCAACCAAUGAUAGCGUGGAGCAGGGUUUUAUCCCUCGUCGGGUGCAGGCCUAUGGGCACCCAUUCGCUUCAAUGUCCUUCCUGUGGCUGCUCAAGCGGGGCUGCGCUGUGAUGAGCGGGGCCGUCAGGGGUCCCUCUUAAGGCGGCCGUUAUUACGGGGGCGCCGGAGCCUUGACUGGGACCUUCCUUUCUACUCUUACGAACCACCUACUAAAGCUGUUUAAAUGAGAAUGUCCUUGGCACAGAGAGUGCUGCUCACAUGGCUCUUCACAUUACUCUUCUUGAUCAUGUUGGUGUUAAAACUGGAUGAAAAAGCACCAUGGAACUGGUUCCUAAUAUUUAUACCGGUUUGGAUAUUUGACACCAUCCUUCUGGUUAUGAUAAUAGUGAAAAUGGCUCGCCGCUGUAAGUCUGGAUUUGAUCCCCGCAAUGGCUCCCUAAACCUCAAGAAGAAAGCCUGGUACCUGGUAGCAAUGUUGCUUAAGCUGGCCUUCUGCCUUGCUCUCUGUGCAAAAUUGGAGCAGUUUGCUGUAAUGAGGCUAGCUUAUGUCUUUAUUCCCCUUUGGGCUUUGCUCAUUGGAGGAAUGAUAGAACUCGGAUACAACAUCUUCUGCGGACGAAGGGACUAACUUCUUUUAUAAACUAGGGUUAGCCUUUUGUUAAUGAAGGUCACAUCCCUGAUUAUCCUCUUUACGUGCUUAACACACCUAAAGGAACUACAGAUGGAGCCAUAUGCCGAUGUUCUUUAUCCUGCCGGAGCUGACAAUUCAAUGUGUGGAGCAUUGCCGUCUGGACUUUGUGUACAUACUGUAAAUAAAACAGCCAGGUUUUUUUCUAUGUA